Molecule: messenger RNA, 2382 nt
Organism: Bathycoccus prasinos
Lineage: Eukaryota; Viridiplantae; Chlorophyta; Mamiellophyceae; Mamiellales; Bathycoccaceae
Exons: 1
Coding region: 1-2382 (793 amino acids)
Biological process (GO): endonucleolytic cleavage in 5'-ETS of tricistronic rRNA transcript (SSU-rRNA, 5.8S rRNA, LSU-rRNA); endonucleolytic cleavage to generate mature 5'-end of SSU-rRNA from (SSU-rRNA, 5.8S rRNA, LSU-rRNA); endonucleolytic cleavage in ITS1 to separate SSU-rRNA from 5.8S rRNA and LSU-rRNA from tricistronic rRNA transcript (SSU-rRNA, 5.8S rRNA, LSU-rRNA)
Cellular component (GO): nucleolus; preribosome, small subunit precursor; 90S preribosome
Molecular function (GO): RNA binding
Source: RefSeq, a predicted model, not a curated record
AUGACAGAAGAAGCGCCCGCGCGAUUCGGCUCGAAAGAGUUCAAAUCGAACGGGCCAAUUUCUAUACUCGCCGCGGAUGGGAACAGGUACCAGUUGGACGAUGCCACGAACGAGUAUUUCGGGGAGAUUGAAAAAGCGUUGAGAGAGUUUGACGACAAAGACGACAAAAAGAAUAACAUCCAACAACGACGAGACGAUGGAGAAGAAGAGGAGCUCAAGCAACGAAACGAAGCGAUCGAAAUAUUAGCAAACAACGCGCUGGAAGGCGCGGAUGGGAAAGAGGUGGAGUUGAUGAUGGACGCGCGGUGUUCGCGGUUGAUCGAGAGACUGGUCGCGCACGCGACGGAUGAAGCGUUGGUGUUCUUUUUACGGAAAGCCUGUCGAGGAUGGAAGACGUACGCGUUGGCGAUGAACAUUUUUGGUUCGAGAGUCUUAGAGAGCGUUAUCAGGCAAGUUUCGAAGAGAUUGGUGGUUGAUGGUGAGGGUAGUGUUCAUCAUCAUCACGCGACGACGAAAGAAAGAGGCAUACAAGAGGUUUUGAAGUUUAAGGAGAUGCUUUUAGAGAAGGAAGACGUGGACGACGGAUUCGAGAACGAGGGUAGAAAUAGAAACAACAACAGCGACGAUGGAGAAAAGAAUAACCUCCCAGAAGCAGGACCGAGGAGUUGUUUAGAUAACUUAUCGUACGUUUUAAGUUCGCGAGCGACGGACAUCUCGUUCGACCAGCGCGCCUCGCCGGUCGCUCGGCGCGUGUUUUUUCUCUUUGCUGGUAAGGACAUGCCGCUCAAUCCAGGCGGCAGAGAUAAAACGUUAGCAGUUGGUCAACAAAAUUAUAAACCACAAGGUAAUUUAGAGAGUAAACUGAAAGGCGCGACGAGUGCGGAACAGUUCGACGCGUCCAAGAAGAAUCGAGAGAAACACCGAGACGAAAAGAACGAAGAUAGAAUAAACGCCUUCCCGGAACUUCUAGAAUCGCACACGAACGACGUAUUAGCGAACGUCGAGGAAGUUUUAUGGGACAUGACGGAUGAUCCGUGCGCGAGCGCGUAUUUACAAGCCAUUUUGCUCAGUCAAGAAGGAGACGAUGCAAGUUUAAAAUGGAUCAUUCCCGGUUUGUUGGGGUGCGCGCCUCCGGAAGACGCGCCAGACGGCGAGCUCCUCGCGGACCUCUCUUCGGACGACAUGAAAGCACUCAUGCAAUCGCGGUCCGGGUCGCACUUGCUGGAAGUUAUCGUGCGAGUUGCACCGAGAACGUUAGGAGCGGAGAUUUGGCGGAGAUUUUUUCGCGACAAAUUAAUGUCCAUAUCGAAACACCCGGUGGCGAACUUUGUGUUGCAAUCGGUUUUAGGAAGUUCGAAGGAUCCAGCUGUUGUCGCCUCUGCCGUCUCUGAACUCUCCGCGUUGUUCGGAACGUUGCUGUACGAAAACAGAGCCGGUGUUAUCGCGGCACUUUUAGCCGCCUGUUUGCGAUUGAAAACCAACGAAAAAGAUUGUUGCAAAGCCUUGGCGAGAGGCGUGACGUUCAAGUUAGAAAAGAAAAACGCCAACAACGCGACGGCGGCGGAUGGUACUCAUAACGAAGAAGGCGGCGGAGGGAGCCGAAAAGGUGGCAAAUCGCAACUCGCGCGCGCGCUCCUCUUCCUCGGGAACCCACCUCACGGGAGAUGCUCCGUACUCGGCGCCGCUAUGAUGCAAACGCUCGCCAAGUACCCCGCCGACGCUACGGUCAUGUUCCUGGAAUCUCUCUGCGAUACCGAUCCGAAAACUCUCCUCCAAGCCGCCCGCGACGCGUCUGGCUCCCACGCCAUCGAAGCAAUCUUAAACUCUCGUUUGGUAAAAGCAAAACACAAGAAAGCAAUCGCGGAACUCCUCGUCGACAACGCCGUCGCCUUAGCCGUCUCCUCCGGAGGCUCUCGAGUCCUCGAAGCGUGUUACCGCGAAACCGACAACAAAACCAAGAAAAAAAUCGUCGAACUUUGUUCCAAGCGAGAGAAAGAAAUCGUCGCCACUCGACACGGCGUGGUCCUCUUCAAACGCUUAGGCGUCAAACAAUUCCAAAACAACGCCAGCGGAUGGGAGAAACGGGAAGAAAAGUCCGCCGCCAUCCGAGCCGAGUUUGAAAAAGAGUUUGGUUUCGACGCGCCCGAGAAGGAAAAGGAGGAAAAUCGCAACAAAACGGUCCUCCGCGAGGUCCCGCCGCCGCCGCAAAAGCGCAAAAGCCGCGACGAGAUUCAUCCGGGAGGAGAAGACGAACGAGAAAACGACGACGAAAACGACGACACAAUCGGGGAUAAAAAGAAAAGCAAGAAAGAGAAGAAAGAGAAGAAAGAGAAGAAGGAAAGGAAGGAGAAGAAAGAGAAGAAAGAGAAGAAGAGGAAAUAA